AUGGCUACUGGCUCCAGGCUCCAUAAAGGUUGCGCCUUUUUCACUUUCUCCUGGUCCUUGCUGCUUUGUUUUUCUCCAUUUUGUUUAGCCGCCAACCAAAUUGGACCGGGCAAGGUGAUCAGAGAUGGAGACACCAUUGUUUCCGGCAGGAAAAAAUUCGCCCUGGGAUUCUUCAGCCCGCCGGGGACGAGUAAAAGGUACGUCGGAAUUUGGUACAAUGGGAUUCCGUCAAAAUCGGAGUCGGUUAUUUGGGUGGCUAAUAGAGAGAACCCAAUAGAAGACAAGAACGGAGCUUUAACCAUUUUAAACGACGGGAAUUUAGCGGUUUUAGAUGGAGAGAACAACGUUGUAUGGUCGAGUGGUGUGUUUGUACCGUCCAAGGAAUCUUUUGCUGUCCUGUUUGACAGUGGGAAUCUUGUUCUUCGCCGGCCCGACCACGGGAAUGGCCUGCGGAGUAGAUUGGUUUUGUGGGAGAGCUUUUCCCACCCCACAGACACAUUCUUGCCGGAAAUGAAAGUGUACUUAAAUGCAUCAGUUAUAGAGCAGAAAAUCCUGAGUUCUUGGACCAAUUCCAGGAACCCUUUUCCUGGGAAAUUCUCAUUAGGAAUUGACACUCGGAAACCCCCACAGAUUGUGGUGUGGGAAGGGGGAAAACGGCGGUGGAGAAGCGGGCAUUGGAAUGGAAUGGAGUUCCUAGGAGUUCCCAGUAUGAGAGCUGAUUAUCUCUAUGGUUUCAAGCUGUACAACGAAAACGAUGGCCGAAAGGUGUAUUUCACAUACACCUUGUCCAAUGCUUCUCAUUUGGUACAUUUCAAGAUAGUUUGGAAUGGGAAUGAGGCUAAAGAAAGGUGGGAGGAAAGCGCGAAAAGAUGGAAAACAAUCCAAAUGCAGCCUUCUAGCACUUGUGAUCUGUACAAUCAGUGUGGCAAAUUUGCGAGAUGUGAUGCUUCUAGCUCGAGUAUUUGCAAGUGCAUAAAAGGGUUUGUGCCGAGUGAUCCAAGGCAGUGGAGUUUAGGGAACUGGUCAGGGGGGUGCACAAGGAGGAUUGAAUUGCAGUGCCAAAGAAAUGGCAGUGGUCUUGGGAGUGGUGGGAGGAAGGAAGGGUUCCUUAAGGUGGAUAACGUCAAAUUGCCCGAUUUUGCAGAGGUAGAGGAGAGCGCUGGAAGUGGCGCGGCCUGUGAGAGGAAGUGCAAAGAGGAUUGCUCGUGCACCGCUUAUGCUUUUGUGAGUGGAAUCCCCUGCAUGAUUUGGAGGCGAGACUUGGUUGAUAUGCAGCAAUUUGGCGACGGUGGGAGCACUCUUUUCAUUCGUGUUGUUCAUGAAUUCGGUGAUAGGACAAGGAAUGCCUUAAUUGUUACAGUCUCAGUUGCAGUAGCUUUGAUCUUCCUUGUCAGCUUGUCAGUUUGGUAUCUAUUUACUCGCAAAGCUGAACUCCAUGCCAGGAGGAGCUGUGAAAAUCGAAUACCUGAUCUACUCGCUAGUGGGGAAUUCUUUACGGAUUUAUCAGGAAAUGCUGAACCGCCACAAGGAACUACAUCGGCCUUGGCAUUUUUCAGCUUCAGCAGUAUGGCUGCGGCUACUAACAACUUUUCGCUUGAAAACAAGCUUGGACAAGGUGGAUUCGGCCUCGUUUACAAGGGUAUUCUACCAUGUGGUCAAGAAAUUGCUGUGAAGAGGCUCUCGAGAAAGUCUGUACAAGGCGUUCAGGAGUUCACUAAUGAACUCACGCUAAUCGCCAAGCUACAACAUCGAAACCUUGUCAAACUUCUAGAUUCCUCAAAGCGUCCAGAGUUAGACUGGAGUAAAUGCUUCAAAAUUAUCGAAGGGGUUGCGAGAGGGCUGCUUUAUCUCCAUCGCGAUUCAAGGCUUCGAAUAAUUCAUAGGGACUUAAAGGCUAGUAAUAUUUUGCUGGAUGAAGAGAUGAACCCUAAGAUUUCGGACUUUGGUAUGGCCAGAAUAUUUGGCGGGAACCAAAACGAAGGAAAUACAAACAGGGUUGUAGGGACAUACGGCUACAUGGCUCCUGAGUAUGCAAUGGAAGGCCUAUUUUCCGUUAAAUCAGAUGUCUACAGCUUCGGAGUCCUGCUAUUGGAGAUCAUUAGCGGGCGAAGGAACACCAGUUUUCGCUCUGGCGAGCACUUGGGCAUUAUUGGAUAUGCAUGGGAUCUAUGGGACGAUAGUAAACCAAUGAACCUAAUGCAUCCUUCCCUCUCCGAUUCAUGUGUGCCCGAAGAAGUGUUGAGAUGCAUACAUCUAGCCCUGCUCUGCGUGCAAGAUUUGGCAGUACACAGGCCGAACAUGUCAUCUGUGGUGUUGUUCUUGGAGACAGAUAAUCUCACUCUCCCGUUGCCAAGACCACCUACUUAUACCUCGAUGAGAAGAGUUCCCGAGACUGAGGUGUGGAAUCAGACUGGUGAUAUCCCGUCUUUCAACAAUAUAACCAUCAAAUUAGCUGCAGAUGACAGAAAAAGAACAGUAUCAGAAGCCAUUAAACUAGUGAUGGUUGACUGGCUUAAGGAUUUUAGGCUGAAAGAAGUAUGGUUCACGCUUCACAGAGCUAGUAGCAAGCAUGAAUAUUGCACUGCAGAACAAACCUUAACCCAAUCCCAACGACUCUCGGUAAACCAGAGUCUUGUUUCUGCUGGUGGGAUGUUCGAGUUGGGGUUCUUUAGUCCUGGUAAUUCCAGAAAGCUGUAUGUUGGACUGUGGUACAAGAAUGUUCCUGCUCGUUCGAUUCUAUGGGUUGCAAAUAGAGAAAACCCUCUCGUGGCUAAUGAUUCUGCCUCGAGCUUGGAGAUUGGAAGAGAUGGGAACCUAAGACUUGUGGAUGGGGAACAAACCACAGUUUGGUCAACAAAUGUUUCCAUCCAUUCCAGUAGUAACACAACUGCAGUGCUUACAGACAUAGGAGAGCUCAUUCUUAAAGAGUCUUCGACAGGAUUGCUUCUGUGGAAUAGUUUCGAUUACCCUACUGACACGAUUAUUCCAGGAAUGAAUCUGGGAUAUGAUGUCAGGGCUGGAGCGAAACAAGAAUUGUCAUCCUGGGAAUCAGAAAAUGAUCCAUCACGGGGAAAAUUUAGAGUUGGUCUUUCCCAGGAAACGCCACCUCAAGCAUUCACUUGGAUUAAUAACUCGACGCCAUAUUGGAGAAGUGGCCCGUGGAAUGGGUGGAAAUUCAUAGGAAUACCAGAGCAGUAUACUGGAUAUUCUAAUGGGAUGAAUCUCAUCCAAGAUAAUAAUCUCGGAACUGCCUAUUUAAGUUUCAACACCUUCAACAGGUCCUAUGUUUCGAUUGGCACUAUAAGGCCAUCAGGCCUGUUGCAGAUCAAUCUGUGGGAUGAUAAAACGAAUGCAUGGGACCUCAACUGGGAAGCACCCAGCCAUUUAUGUGAUGUUUAUGGAACUUGUGGACCUUUUAGUGUUUGUGAUAAGACAAAGUCUCCAUUCUGCGAGUGCUUAAGAGGUUUUAUACCCAAGUCAAGAGAGGAAUGGAGUAAAGGGAAUUGGACAAGUGGCUGCAUGAGGCAGACUGAACUUCUAUGUGAACAGCGUAGGAGUGGCAUCGCCCCCAAUGAAUCUAAAAAUGACACAUUUUUUAAGCUAACAGAGAUGAAAUUGCCUGAUCAUUUCGUAUAUUUGUAUGAUAAAGGCAUGGCAGGUUGCAGGGAAUGGUGUUUGGAAAACUGUUCUUGUGUGGCUUAUGCAUUUCCACAGGGAAUUCGCUGUAUGGUUUGGACAUCGAGCCUAAUCGAUGUUCUGCAGUUCUCAUAUGCAGGAGAGGAUCUGUACCUUCGUCUUGCGAAUUCUGAAUUUGACGAUAAGAGGAAGAUAAUACUCAUUGUUAGUUUGGCAACAGUUGCAAGUGCUAUCCUUUUGGGAAUCUUGAUUUAUAUGAUCUGCAGGAGGAGAGCGGACCAAGAAGGUGGAAGAAGAAAAAGGAUCAAAGAUCUAUUUUUGGGUGGUAAGGCUCAGAAUGAAAGAGACAUCAUAGGAGAAGAAAUGGAAGGAAUUCAUGCAUUACCUAGUGAUUCAUCGGAGUUGCCAAUGAUUGGUUUUGAUGAACUAGCAGCUGCUACCAACGAUUUCAGCAAUGAUAACAAGCUCGGUGCAGGAGGGUUUGGUUCCGUUUACAAGGGGAUACUAGCAAAUGGCCAGGAAGUUGCAGUAAAACGGCUUUCUGCUCAUUCUGGACAAGGCGUCGAAGAGUUCAAGAAUGAAAUCUUGCUGAUAUCCAAACUCCAGCACAGGAAUCUUGUUCGGCUAUUAGGCUGCAGCAUUCACGGGGAAGAGAAGUUACUGGUCUACGAGCAUAUGAAAAAUAAAAGCUUGGAUAGCUUUCUCUUUGAUAAAACAAAAAGAUUGCAGCUUGAUUGGGCAAAACGCUUCAACAUAAUUCAGGGUAUAGCCAGAGGGCUUCUCUAUCUCCACCGCGAUUCUUGUUUGAGGAUUAUUCAUCGGGAUCUCAAGGCAAGCAAUAUUUUGUUGGAUAUGGACAUGAAUCCAAAAAUUUCGGACUUUGGGUUGGCAAGACCAUUCAGAGUGACAGAAGAGCUAGCAAAUACUCACAGGGUUGUGGGAACCUUUGGCUAUAUGUCACCGGAAUAUGUCAUAGGCGGACUAUUUUCUGAGAAAUCCGAUGUUUAUAGCUUUGGAGUAUUACUGUUGGAGAUUGUCAGUGGCAGGAGAAACUGUGGAUUCAAUAGCCAUGAAGAGCAUAUAAGCCUUCUCAGUUAUGCAUGGCAAUUAUGGAUUGAAAGCAGGGAAGUUGAUCUGAUAGACGAAUCAAUUUCCAACUCGUGUUCGUUUACAGAAUCACUACGGUGCAUAAGAAUAGGACUGCUUUGUGUGCAGGACCAUGCAUCAGACAGACCUACAAUGUCAAAUGUGGUGCUGAUGUUGUGCAGUGAAACAGACAUUCCCCGGCCUAAACAGCCCACAUUCACAAUCCAAACCUUGUUGGGUUCUGAUUCCAGGACAGACAGAAAUAACGCCCAAUCCAGGAAUGAAAUCAGUGUUUCAGUGAUUGAAGGCCGGUGAUCGGUUCAAAAAUGCGGGUAGAAGAAAUUGAACAAGUCCCCAGAAAAAUAAGAAGGUCAAAG
Messenger RNA from Ipomoea triloba (trilobed morning glory), 5099 nucleotides. Its product is annotated as G-type lectin S-receptor-like serine/threonine-protein kinase B120. NCBI's taxonomy places the organism in Eukaryota, Viridiplantae, Streptophyta, Magnoliopsida, Solanales, Convolvulaceae. Gene Ontology annotation, biological process: recognition of pollen; protein phosphorylation. The record is from RefSeq and is a predicted model, not a curated record. Gene Ontology annotation, molecular function: protein kinase activity; ATP binding. The coding region runs from base 1 to 5037 and encodes 1678 amino acids. The transcript is spliced from 17 exons.